Bipolaris maydis ATCC 48331 is the source of this 462-nucleotide messenger RNA. The record is from RefSeq and is a predicted model, not a curated record. NCBI's taxonomy places the organism in Eukaryota, Fungi, Ascomycota, Dothideomycetes, Pleosporales, Pleosporaceae.
AUGUCAUUACACAUGUAUCUGCCCUCGCACUCAAAACUCGACGAGCGGGUUGCUGAGCUGAAACUUGGCGACCACGCGACGCUGAGUACUGCGUAUUUCACCGUCCUUCGAUACAAAGAAAAUGAAACCCACAGAGCUGUAAUUGACGAAAUUCUUCAGUCUAGGUUGAGCGAUAUCAGCAAUGCAGUAGGAAAGGGCUUGAGUCGUCCGUCUAUGCAACCAGAGAUCAUGCGCAAUAUAGCUGGUUCCAUCACCACCAAGCCAGGGGAAAUUUUCGCUAUUGUACCCGUUGUUCCAACGCCUGAGGGGUCUCAGGCGGCCACCAUCUGUCUUUGGAAGAAUAAGGCGGAGAAGGUAGCAAAACCGCUAGAGAGAGGAAUACACCUUGUGCUUGAGGAGGUUUCCUUCUCGGUGUCAGAUUCCGUUGAUUUUUAUGUCUUGCCAUUUCAGUACAAUCACUAG